AUGAUCACCAUCUUCAAAGGAGAAAACGAUGGCUCACAGCCCUACAGUGACUUGUCCAAGCCCAUGAACCUUACGUUGUCUGAACAGCGGGCAGCAUCGCCGCCACGAAGACUCCAAAAGUCAAAGACUCCAAAGUCAAAGACUCAAAGACUCCACCGCUCGCUCGGCACGUGGGAGCUACAGAAGGGCAGAGAAUCAGUGCGUGUCUGUGGAGAGGACAAAAACUGCCUGGCCCAAGGAUCAUCCAGUUAUGUUACAAUUCGAAAACAGGGGAAGGCCGCUGCUCGAAGAGCAGUUGGUACUGCUGAUAAGAGCCAACAUGGACGGACAGGACAGCAGACAGGAAAAUGGCAGACGACGGUCGGCGCAAUCCAGGAGAGCCCCCGGGGGCUCCAGGGUAUCUUUUGCCCCCGCCCGCGUCCUCGCCCCGGCGCCCGCGGCCGCCUCGACUUACCGGCAGAGUCCGGGGAGGGAGUGGGAGCGCCGCCUUCACGCCCGCGGAGGAGGCGCCGGCAGCACCAUGGUCCCCGGCGCCGCUGCCGCUGCCCCUUGCCCGCUUGCUCUCCGUGCGCUCUCUUCCUCUUGCAAACUUUCGGGUUCUGCGGUCGACAAGAAACCGGGGCGACCCUCAGCAAGUCCUCCUGGCUCAGCGAUCGCCCAGAGCGCAAAGCCAGGCGCGAAGGGGCCGAGGGGAAGAAGAUCUCGCCUCCCCGCCGCUGCCGCCGCCCCCCACCCUCAUUUGACUUAUGGAAAUGGACCCAAGCUUGCGGCCGCCGCCGCCGGAGGCCCCCGCCCCCAACCCCCGCGCCGGCCAUGGCGGAAACAAGGCAGGAGGCAGCUUGGGAAAAAGUGGAGCAGAAAUGGAAAAAUACAAACUCACCCGCUGCAAAUGGUCUCUCGGUGCAAACUAAGGUGUUUUCGGGCCUUUCCCCGCGCGCGCCCACUCCCGCCCGCGCGCGCACCCCCGCGCACACACUCACUCGCGCACACACGCGCGCACACACGCACUCCCGGACGAGGGCCGGGCCGCCGCGAGUACAGCAUGCAACCGCCACACAAUAA
Messenger RNA from Prionailurus viverrinus (fishing cat), 1062 nucleotides. RefSeq lists its product as uncharacterized. The coding region runs from base 1 to 1062 and encodes 353 amino acids. The record is from RefSeq and is a predicted model, not a curated record. The transcript has 6 exons. Lineage: Eukaryota; Metazoa; Chordata; Mammalia; Carnivora; Felidae.